Molecule: messenger RNA, 4165 nt
Organism: Paramuricea clavata
Lineage: Eukaryota; Metazoa; Cnidaria; Anthozoa; Malacalcyonacea; Plexauridae
Source: the annotation of a GenBank genome assembly
AUGGAAGAGCUAGAGCAUCACAAUCAUAGUGACAGUGAAGAGUCAUUUGCAAAACAACAACUGGGACCACUUGCUCACGGUGUGGAAAGUAAGCUGUUAGGUCUUCCAUGGAACAAGAGAGAAGACACCUUAUCUGUUACUCACCUUAUCUGUUACUUUCCCUAGUAAAUCAAGUGACAUGACAAAGCGUGGGAUCUUGUCAGCAUUAGCGAAUGUGUAUGAUCCGUUGGGGUUUAGUAUCGCCAACCAUGUUAGAAGGCAAGUUGGCCUACCGUGAAGCUUGGAAGCAAAGCACUGCAUGGGAUGCUACCUUGCCAACUGAAGUUACAGAGCUUUGGAUGAAGUUCAAAAGUAAGCCGCCAAAUUCCGUUUCAACGCAACGAUCCCUUGCUACAUUCCAAGAGCCACUAGACGAAGUAAAAAUCCACAUGUUUGGUGAUGCUAGUGGAAAGGGAGUCAGUGCCUCAGUGUAUGCAGUGGUUUCACAAAGAUCUGGUACAAUGCAAGGUUUUUGACAGCCAAGUCUUGUGUUGUGAAACAGGGACUCACUAUUCCACGCCUUGAACUCAUUGUGGGUCAUAUGGUUGUGAAUCUUGCUGUAAACGUAUGUUGUUCCUUAGCUGGCCUUCCUAUCGACCCCAUGAUCCACUGCUGGUUGGACAGUACAGUGGCGUUACAUUGGAUAAAUAAUCAAGGUGAUUAUCGACAAUUUGUCGCGAAUUGUGUUAGCAAGAUACGGAAUCAUCCUGAUGUUACAGAUGUCUACGGAAGGAAGAGCUUGCUGAAAUUAUUAUUGCUUACGAAGAGCAUUGAAGGAGGGUAACCAUAACUAAUUCAUUAAUUACAGCUUGUUCUCAUUCGUUUGUGUACUGAUAUUUAAAUAAUUGUGAAGCUGUUUAUUUUAAAAUAUUGUCACCCUCGUAUCUUUCAAUUAUUUUUUAGAUUCAUCAUGAUGGUAAUGGUGGCGGUGAUAUUGUUGGCGCUCCUGGUCAUUAUGAUGGUGGUCGUGCUGCUGGUCUUCGUUGUGUUUGUCGUGCUUGUCUCCCACAUAUUGUCGUUGAUGCUGCCGGGCUUGGCAGAUACAUUCUGGACGUUUUUGGACGUCGUGAUGUUAAUGAUGGUGGUGGCGGUAAUGAUGAUGCAUUGCAUCUGUCGACCAUUCGUUGAUAAAUCGACUAUUUGCACCAUUUUUACGGCUUUAGCAAGUGCCCUUGGACAAGUCAGAUUAUAUUGGUGUCAUUAUAGCUUAAAGGAUUAUAAUAGACUAGAUGAUCUGGAAAGUGUUUACAAUCCGUCUUAUAUUUAAACCAUCCUUUUAUAAUCCUUGCUCUUUUUGUCUGAUUCUUAUCAGAAAUCUACCAAACCAGGAAAUUUUAUCACUAUUUGUUGCAUUUGAAAAUGUAAACUAAAUCUAAACAAUAAUGCCUGACCCUGACACUAAUCCUUUAAGGUGGCUGAAGACAGUUCUUUGAAACUGUAUCCAGCCACUGAAGUGAUUAAAUAACUAGAUAUAGCUACAACCCUGGACCUGUUAAAGUCAAACCGCUAUGAUUAGAAAAAAACAUUUCGAUUCUCAGAAAGUAGCAGAAUGUUGACAAAAGGUGAACUGGCCCACAUCAUUUUGUCCUAUGAGGAAGAAGCCCAGAGGGUAAGGAUAAUGAAUUCAUUAUUUAAAGCACAUUCUUAUUCUGUUGUGUACUGAGAACUUAGACAUUUAAAUAACUGUGAAGAUAUUCAUUAAAAUCCAGUUGUUAAAAUCUUACCAAUUAAAGCUUGACGGAAUAACGAAAAAGAGUAUGAGUAAAAGCACAUAACUUAAUAUUAAUUGAGUUUCUUUAUUAGGUGCUAAUUUGUAGUUUUCAAUUAUUUUAGGUUUAUCGUGACGGUGGUGAAAAUAAUGAUGGUAAUGAAACCAUUCUUAAAAAAGAAGUGAUUUGUGGAUGAAGUACAACUGAUUUCUUUUGAAUUUUUAUCAUGAAUUAUUAAUGAGUUUCACAAAGUAUGAAAUGUCUACAUGUUUUUCUUGCACUAGAACUAAAGAUGGAACUUCAAGUCACACAAACACCGCCAUUGCACAGAGUGAUGCAGAUAUGUCAACAUCCUCUGUAGCGGAUAUUUCAGUCUUACAAGAGAUUUGUCCAAAUGCAAAUCCUCAUCAAAUAUUGAUUUCUUAAUGGCAAAAUAACGGGAAUUUUGACCUAACUGCACAAGAUAUCUUGGGCAUUCUCUCUGAACCAAUUGACAGUACAGUAGAAUAACAACGUUAUAAAGAUUUAUACUUUAAUUCAUAUAAAAAUGGAGUGUCUUAAACACUUUAUAAUAAGAAAAAUGUAGCAAGAAGUAUGGUAUCGGUAGUAGCAGUACAUAGCACAGGAGGCCCAGGCUCUAUUUGCCUGCGCCUGCUUGUGCCUUCCUUAUAACAAAAAACAUUAAGACCAAAAUAUUGAGACCAAAAUAGCCCAGACUUGGCAUAUGUCACACAAAACUAUACUUGCUUUUUCGCCUUUAGUGCAUUUCUUUCAAGAUUAAUCGAUAUCCCUUGCAAGAAUGAUACUGUAUAACUCUCGAUACAACGACGCUUUAAUCAAAGAGCUUAAAAUUUGCUCUAAAAUCCAUGAGGGAAUAACAAAAUUCAACUAAAAUAUAUCCACGUGCCAGGUUUGUUGUGCAAAAAGCGGAAGUUGUUGAACAACUCAAAAUACACUCAACCCUGAUUGGACAACGAAUAUCAACAAAAUUUCAAUUUUUUCUGCAGUGAGAGGGGGACAGUACCACAGAGACAUACAGAGACGUAACUGACCAUUGUAAACACUGCAUGACAUUAUGUUAUAAUGUACCCACUUUUUUCAGGUGAUUGGGCGAAAAAUGGUCAACUGCGCAUGUUCGGCAAGUUUAAAGGGAGUCGUCAUCAGGUUGUCAUCCAAUCAGAUGCAUGCAUCUAGUAACUUGCCGAGCAUGCGCACAAAAAAAAAGGAGUGGGUACACUAGUUAUGUCUCUGUAUGUAUCUACUCUGUGACAGUACUUUAAUAAAUUAUUUGAAUCAAAACAACUCACAUUUCGUAUUCUUCAGACAACUUUGACACUUUGAUUGUAAAUUGAAGAUUUAAAUAUGGAUGUAAGCAACAUUUUGGAAGUGGCUAUCUAAAAAUAAGUAUAAACAUCAUCCCAAGGUUAUCUUUAUUGGAUCAUCACAUAAUUUAAACAAUAAAGUCAAGGACAAUUAUGUUUUCCUUUUUUGGAUAAUUGCGGUAAAGUACUCACUCCAUGCAAGAUAAACUAGUGCCAAAAUCCAAGGUAUUUAACCCAUUGAGUUGCAUUGCACCCUGAUACACCCUACUUUAGUAUUUUACUCUGUCUAACGCCACACGAUUUUACUCGUCAAGGGGAGAGCGCUGGCGCUUAAUGGGUUAAUUAAUAAUAUCGCGCAGACAUCUUGCAACUUUUGAAUACUGCUUGCGUCUGUCGACCAUUCCUUGAUAAAUCAACUAUUCGAAAGUACUCGCACUAUUUUAUGGCUUUAGCAACUGCCCUUGGAAAAGUCAAAUUUUUGGUGUCACUAUAGCUUAAGGUGGCUCAAAACAGUUUUUUUUAAAAACUGGAUCAAGCCACCUAAAGUUAUUAAAUAGCUACUUAUAUAUGGUUAUAACCCUGGACCUGUUAAAAAGUCAAACCGCUAUAAUUAGAAGAAAAAACAUUUUGAUCUAGGAUUUUCAAUAAUUUUAUUAACAAUUAAUUUUGCAGUUGGAGAAAUAAACAGAUGUCUACAGAAGGAAGAGCUUGCUGAAAUUAUUAUUGCUUACAAAGAACAUUGAAGGAGGGUAAGGAUAACUAAUUCAUUAAUUACAGCUUGUUCUCAUUCGUUUGUGCACUGAUAGAUAUUUAAAUAAUUGUGAAGCUGUUUAUUUUAAAAUAUUGUCACCCUCGUAUCUUUCAAUUAUUUUUUAGAUUCAUGGUAAUGGUGGUGUUGAUGGUGGUGGAGGCAGUGGUGCCAGUGAUAUUGUUGGCACUCCUGGUCGUUAUGAUGGUGGUCGUGCUGCUGAUCCUCUUUGUCGUGUUUGUCCCCCUCGUAUUGUUGUUGAUGCUGCCGGUCUUGGCAGAAACAUUCUGGAUGUUUUUGGACGUUGUGAUGACGGUGGUGGUGGUGGUGAUGAUGCGUAUCCCUAA